This is a messenger RNA of Macrosiphum euphorbiae (potato aphid), 432 nucleotides long. The record is from the annotation of a GenBank genome assembly. NCBI's taxonomy places the organism in Eukaryota, Metazoa, Arthropoda, Insecta, Hemiptera, Aphididae.
AUGUAUGGAAUAGCUGAUGCUGACGAUGUACGAAGAUAUGAUAGUACGAUCGAUAAAUUAGAAAACAAUGAGAAAGAUGUAAUGCGUAUUGUUCAUGAUCAGAUAUCUAUAUUAAAAAGCACAAUAAUUAAUUUUAACGAUUCUGUUACAUCAUUUAAUGAAAAUGAGAAAAUUUUUGAUUCAAAUAUGAAAGAAGGCGAGAAAAAAGUGAACGAAAUGAUUAUUGAGAUAGCUAAGGAAGACGGAACAAUUAUUAUUCUGAGUUCGAUAACUCUUUUAAAAAACUCUAUAUUUGAAUUGGACAUGUUUAUAAGUAGGUUGCAAAGAGUAAUUUCUAACGUACCUACAGAACAAUAUAGUAGAUGCGUUUAUAAUAACACCCGACCAAUUGCUAUCGGAAAUAAAAAAUAUUCAGAUUAUUCUUCCGGAUAA